Nasonia vitripennis (jewel wasp) is the source of this 944-nucleotide messenger RNA. RefSeq names its product serine protease homolog 103 (gene SPH103). Gene Ontology annotation, molecular function: serine-type endopeptidase activity. The transcript is spliced from 4 exons. Gene Ontology annotation, biological process: proteolysis. NCBI's taxonomy places the organism in Eukaryota, Metazoa, Arthropoda, Insecta, Hymenoptera, Pteromalidae. The coding region runs from base 21 to 869 and encodes 282 amino acids. The record is from RefSeq and is marked validated.
ACUUACAUUCAGAUCUCAGCAUGUUGAACAUCUUGCAGUUUGGAGCGGCGCUUCUGUUGCUUCGGGUGUCUAGUGUGUUAGGUGACAGCAUCGACACCUACGUAACUGGUGGUGAAGAUGCUUACCCUGGCCAGUUUCCUUACCAGGUGUCCAUCGAGUACAAACUAACUCCGAUAGUAGGCAAGUACAGACAUGUCUGUGGUGGCGCUAUCAUCGACCAGAACUGGGUGGUCACCUCCGCCAAGUGCAUAACUCUCAUACCCGUCAUUGGCUAUAUUCAGGUCAAGGCUGGCAAGCAUGAACUGCAGUCAGAUAGUGAGUACGUGCAGAAGUCUGAUGUAGCGGUCAAGCUCGUGCACAAGGACUACAGAAUAAACCUCAUUAACCCGAUCAAAUCAUAUGACAUUGCUCUGCUGAAGCUUAAGACACCACUGAAGUUCAACGAUCGUGUUCAACCAGUUAAACUUCCAACACCUUACGUACUUCCCAAGGGCCAAGGAAUUUUAACUGGUUGGGGCUUGGUCUCCAAGGGUCUUAUUCCGAUCCAACCAAAAGUUUUACAAGUGGCCAAUGUAACCAUCCUUCACGAGGAAACCUGCGAGGACGCGCUCAGAGUCGUAGCUCCAAUAAGCACUCUAACAGACAUACAGUUCUGCACAGGACCUCUCUCGCAGACCAAAACUGCUUGCCUUGGCGAUUCGGGUGCACCUCUGGUUCAGCUUAAAUCCGAUCCCGACUCACGCCCAGUCUUAAUCGGCAUUGCAUCUUGGUCGCCAUACCCAUGUGGCAAAACAGGUUCACCGACUGUAUUCACUUUGGCCUCCGCUUUUGUCUACUGGAUCGAAGAUAGGAUCAAAGAGAACACAUAAAUUAUAGCGAUCAACUUAUUUAUAUUAAAUAUAGUUUUAAUAAUAGAUUGAAUAAAUAAAUGUAUAUGCAUUCUG